This is a messenger RNA of Epinephelus lanceolatus (giant grouper), 2514 nucleotides long. It is a transcript of the gene zbtb24, whose product is annotated as zinc finger and BTB domain containing 24. Gene Ontology annotation, molecular function: protein binding; DNA-binding transcription factor activity, RNA polymerase II-specific; RNA polymerase II cis-regulatory region sequence-specific DNA binding. Gene Ontology annotation, cellular component: nucleus. The record is from RefSeq and is a predicted model, not a curated record. NCBI's taxonomy places the organism in Eukaryota, Metazoa, Chordata, Actinopteri, Perciformes, Serranidae. Gene Ontology annotation, biological process: embryo development; regulation of transcription by RNA polymerase II.
UUGAGCGUUAAAGCUGUUUGGGUCCUGUUACAAACAAACAUUUACUGAAGUGUAGUCGGUUUAACGCGUUAUUUGUAGCGCGUGCUCCGCUGUUUGUGUUAGCUUUAGCCUGCUUGUGGCUAGCAGCGCGUGCAUUGUUUGAGGCGAUGUUAGUUAGCUUGUUUGCUAACCUGCAAAAUGUUGGUUCACAUCUCUGCAGGGUUUGUGUGUAGUUUUGGGACCAAACAUCAGCAGGAACAACAGUGACUGUUUUGAGGUGAAAAUGUCUCAGACAGCCAAUGCCAGCCCUUCAUCACUCAUGGCCCUUCACUCAGAUACACACAAACAGAGCAUCCUGAGUAAAUUCGACAAGCUUAGGAAGAGGGACCUGCUGUGCGACAUCACUCUGGUUGUGGAAGACGUGCACUUCAAGGCACACAAAGCCCUGCUGGCAGCAAGCAGCGAGUACUUCUCCCUCAUGUUUACAGCAGAAGAUCAUAUCAGUCAGUCGACCUACCAGCUGGAUGGAAUGGCAGCUAAGAUGUUUGCAGCAGUGCUGGACUUCAUCUACAGCGCCCAGGUGUGUGUGGAGGAGGGCGCUACAGAGCAGCUCCUGGCCACGGCUUGUCUUAUGGAGGUCAACGACCUUGUCAAGGUGCUCACUGAACUUACACGCUCUGCUGCGGCGGUUAGAGGUGAGAAGUUAAAGGGAGACAUUGUCGAGGUGGCAGAUCUGUCAAAACGCAAAAGAGGACGACCUAAGAAAAAUGUGCCUGUUGUUACAGAGCUGGAGGGGAGAAGCGCACAGUGUGAGGGGUCAGAGGAGGGCCAGGCUGAACAUAUAGACUGUGAUGAUGUAGUAGCUGAGUCACAACCUAAAGAUGAUGCAGAUUAUAACCCAGGUGCCCACCAGAGCCGGCAGAGCAAACGCAAAAUCAGGCCACCAGUGAAAUACAAGAGCUACAAGGUGGGCAGCGACACAGCAGGAAGCAAAGAGACUGGGAAGAGAGGCAGGAAAAGGAAAUACCCCAACACUGAAGCUCGAUGUGAAGACUGUGGCAAAGAGUUCAAAAACCACCUCUUUUUAAAGAUUCACCAGAGGACUCACACAGGAGAGAAGCCUUUUAGGUGCCUGGUUUGUGGAAAGGCUUUUACCCAGAAGCACACUCUGCUGGUUCACCAACGCAUGCACACUGGAGAAAAGCCGUUUGUUUGUACCAUCUGCUCCAAAGCGCUGUCCACCAAACACUCCUUACAAGAGCACAUGAACCUCCAUGAAGAAGCCAAAUCCUUCAGCUGUGAUAAAUGUGGAAAGACCUUCACUCAGAAGAGGCAACUUAAAAGCCAUUACAGAGUUCAUACAGGGAAAUCAUUACCAGAAUGUGCUCAGUGCCAUCACAAAUUUAUGGACACGGCUCAGCUGAAAAAGCACCUAAGAACUCAUACAGGUGAGAAGCCUUUCACUUGUGAGAUUUGUGGAAAGUGUUUUACAGCCAAAAGCACUCUGCAGACUCAUAUCAGGAUACACAGAGGAGAGAAGCCGUACGACUGCAGCAUCUGCAACAAAUCCUUCUCAGACCCCAGCGCCAGAAGACGACACGUCGCCUCUCACUCAGGGAAGAAACCCUUCACAUGCUCCUUCUGCAGUCUCUCAUUCACCCGCCUGGACAAUCUGAAGACACAUACCAAAUCCCACAACAAGGAGCGAGCUGCGACAACAGAAGCCUCUUCAGAUGAAGCAGGAGCAGACACUGCAGCGCCACAAGAGGAGGUGCGCAACAUCCUGCAGCUGCAGCAGUACCAGCUGCCCUCCAGCUCUGAACACGAGAUCCAGCUGGUGGUGACGGGAGACGUGGACGACAUUAACUUUGUGCCAGGUCAGGGCCAGGACAUCAGCAUCAUCACCACAGAGGGGGAGACGACAGAAUCGGACCACUCCAGACUCACCCUGCUCACCCAGUCGUCAGGAAACGUGCAGAACGUGGCUCUGGUCACUCAGGGUGGCGUGGUGGAGCAGAGCCCUCAGAUUCAGACCAUCAGCAUGCUGGAGGGUCAGAUGACGCACCAACCUGAGCAGAUGCAUGUCAUCACGCUGAGCAAAGAGGCGAUGGAGCACCUACAGGCCCACCACGGUCCCCCGCAGCCCCUUCACAUAGCACAGCGACCCGUCCAGCAGCUGCAGGUGAUGCACCAGCCGAUCCAGCAGCUGGCCGUCACUCAGGACAGCUCGCAGGUGAGCAGGGAGCAGCACAGCCAGGCCAUCCACAUCAGCAGCCAGAGCAGCCAGCCCAUCUCCAUCAGCCAGACCAGUGAGCAGAUCUCCAGCCACCACAUCCAGGGACAGACCUUUCAGAUCCAGGCAGGGACCGUCUCCUACCUGUACACCACGGGGCUGCCGCAGGAGAGCUGAGAGUGCCAAAUCCUGACUGAUAUGCAGCGUAAUGGGACAGGAACACGCAUAUGUACAGUAUAUGGAUGAGUGGAUGAUGUUCUUAAAUAUAACUGGAGAAUAAAAUGCCUUUGCUUUGAAAAUAA